Molecule: messenger RNA, 2013 nt
Organism: Pieris rapae (cabbage white)
Lineage: Eukaryota; Metazoa; Arthropoda; Insecta; Lepidoptera; Pieridae
Product: leucine-rich melanocyte differentiation-associated protein
Exons: 6
Coding region: 386-1054 (222 amino acids)
Molecular function (GO): protein binding
Source: RefSeq, a predicted model, not a curated record
UUUAAAACCUAAAUUGCAUAGAAGCAAUUGUUCUAGUAUGUAUGUAUACUGUUGUACCUACUGGGUUUUUUAAUACGUUUACCUCUAAUUUUUUUAACAUAUCUGUGAUUUUUUUUAACAUACCUACUGCGGUUUUCAUCAUGUUCAUUUCAUUCAUAUCUAAACGUUAUGUACUAAGUUCACGCAACUGAUAAACGCAAGUAAAAUGAUUAACGGUUUCGGAUGAAAAAGAAAGUUUGAUUGUAGAAAUUAAUUGAGAACUUGACAACGACAAUUUACAUCAGAUUUUUAAAGACGUAGCGAUUAUAGUGUAUCUCCAAAAUAUGAUGAAGGUGUCAUUGCUGUUGAUAUAACAAACAAUGUUUUAGUAGAUUCUGUGACAACAAUGCCACAAACAGCAAUUUCUUCAAACAUAAUAGAGGCAGAGGAAAGCAAUGUUGAAGACGAAGACUCAAGUAAGUUAACAUUGGCUUAUGAGCGAUUAUAUGAAAUACCAAGAACUAUAGUUGAAAAGUUUUCCAACUAUGUCCAGUACUUGGAUAUCAGCCAUAAUAAGAUUACAAAUUUAGAGCCCCUUGUUCACUUUAAACACCUUACAUCACUGAUAGCAGAUGACAACCCUGUUACAGAGAAUUGCUUUUUACCACCUCUACCCAAACUGGAGUUGUUAUGGCUUAAUUAUUGUAAAAUUGCAUCCCUGUACCCCUGGGUGGGGAAAUUGAAGGAGUCAUGUCCAAAUUUACAAUAUCUAUCACUAAUGGGGAAUCCCGCUGCGCCUAGUUACUUCAAUGGUGGUACUUUUUAUGAGUACUUGCAGUAUAGGCUUUUUAUAAUAUCCCAAUUUCCUUCCCUCAACCAUCUUGAUGACCGCAAAAUUACAGAAGACCAAAAAGAGGAAUCACACAGACUAUACAAAAGACCACUACUUCAGAGAAUAGGCCGUCCCAACGCUGGUAUUUCUAACUUUAUGAAUAGCUCUGUGUCCUGGAGUAAUGUACAGAGUAAGUUAACUUUUUUGUGGGGAAAUAGACAAGGUAGAAACCUCCUAAUAUGAUUUUUAACUAUAGGCAAUAAUAGUAAUUCUUAUCCACCUAUCAAAUUACUAAAAACCUAUAAACUACAUAUUAAAGUUAUUCAAUUUAAAAAACAAAUGUAUGUAUUUAUUGUAUUUAAAGUUACUCCCUAAGGCCUCAGUUCUCACUUUAGAAUGUAUGAUUUCUCAUAAAGAGUAACAUGUAAGCCAUGACAUUCUCAUAGUCAGAGUAAUUUAGUAAAAGUUAGUACUCAUUGGGCGUUUUGAAGCGCGUGCUUUGGUAACGCGCGUUAGAAGGAAUACGAGGUCUGAUUGAAGUGCACACAUGCAAACGCGAGCUUCGAGUCAAGCGCGCGUUAGUCGCGCGUUCCGCAGUCGUUAGUCGCGCGUUGGGGAGGCGUUAGCAGCGCGCUUCAAGAUUCAUGUUCUCAUGUUUUGUUGUACAUUCGGACGCGCGGUUUUGUAAAUAGUAGGUUCACGAAAAUAGAGAACAAUAAUUUUGAAACGGAUUUCUUUGUCGAUGAAAUCUAAAAGUGACCGACUAUGGGGAUAUUGAAAGUCACGAUUAUAAAAGUAAAGUUUAAGGAAAACGUAAUUGAGAAGAGAUUUUUGCUGAAUGAUGUUUAUUCGAACAUUUCCGAACUGAUCCAGAUGUAUACAGUAUAGUCGCCUUUCUAAUGCUCUUCGAGCGUCUGCAAUACGAAUACAAAACGCGUGUCUGUACGCAGACGCAACGCCGGGCGCCCAAUGUGUACGCGCUCUUUGAACUAUGGCAUGUCAAUACGUUUUUGACGUGAGCUUAUCUCCCUGCAUGUUUCCCGAAUUUAAUAUAAAGAUAAAAUCAGAUAUAAAGACAUCGAAGGAACUACUCAUAUUUGUUCGUAAAAACCGAUGACGUUAUUAAGAGCCUAAUACAAUAGAAUUCUGCCGGGUCUUUUGAUUUUGGUCAAUAUUAUACCGGUAUGUUUAUUUAUUUAUUU